Trypanosoma rangeli is the source of this 858-nucleotide messenger RNA. RefSeq names its product 30S ribosomal protein S8. Gene Ontology annotation, cellular component: ribosome. The transcript has a single exon. The record is from RefSeq and is a predicted model, not a curated record. Gene Ontology annotation, molecular function: structural constituent of ribosome. Lineage: Eukaryota; Euglenozoa; Kinetoplastea; Trypanosomatida; Trypanosomatidae. Gene Ontology annotation, biological process: translation. The coding region runs from base 1 to 858 and encodes 285 amino acids.
AUGUUCCGUCAGACGCUUAUUUCUCUAGCGAAGGUGUAUGGUGCGGCACCAGUAGGAGGCGCCGGGCAGAAGCAGUCAUCUCGUCAUCGAUUGCUGCACGGAAAGCGAGAACGCCAGGGAAGUCUUUUCGCCAUUGCUAACGACGUCAAGUAUGACGAAAAGCGGCUACGCCAGCAACUCAAUGCCAUUCUAGAGGAGGAACGCCUCCCACUACGCACACGACUGCAACGCAACGCAGCUCAUGAGGAAGAGGCGCUACCGCAGCGCCAGCUUCUCAACCUUCCAGGUGUGGAACGACGCCGUGACCUGCCCGCCGAUCCAAUCACUAGGCUUUUCUUUCAACACAAAGGGGAUCACGCACUUUACUACGGCACCUACGACAACCCUAGUCUUCAAGAUGAGGAUCGCGUUCAAAUAGAAAAACGUGAGCCACGUUAUUGGACAUACAAUGUGUUUACCCCAAUUUAUGAUUUUUGCCAUCGCAUCCGCGAGGCGACCGAGCAACGGAAGCGGUAUGUCAUUGUACCCUCGACAGUUGAGACCCGUGGUUGUGCCCGGGUGAUGCAAGGCCAUGGACUUGUAGCUGGUUUCCGUGAUUUCCAUAACGACCGCGCCUUUGCCGUGGAGCUGAAAUAUUUUCAGGGAGACUCUACUAUCAAUGUUAUUGAGCCUUGCGCGUAUGACGGCAAAACUGAAUUUGAGUGGAGCCCCAAAAUGAUGCGGCGAUUACUUAACUCACACGGUAUUCAUAAUCGUCUGGUGGUGUACAUCUGCCGCACCGCGGACAAUCGUGUUAUUGAUCACAUACAGGCGGUGAAGGAGAAUAUUGGUGGACGCGGACUUAUGAUGGUGCACUAG